This is a messenger RNA of Radiomyces spectabilis, 198 nucleotides long. RefSeq lists its product as uncharacterized. The transcript is spliced from 2 exons. The coding region runs from base 1 to 198 and encodes 65 amino acids. Lineage: Eukaryota; Fungi; Mucoromycota; Mucoromycetes; Mucorales; Radiomycetaceae. The record is from RefSeq and is a predicted model, not a curated record.
AUGGGCGCCCCCGAUUGCUGUGGAUCAUCGUGCACUUGCCAACCUGACAACUGCCAGUGCAGUACUUCCUCUUGCCAAUGUGCCAAGUCUUGUGGUUGCGGAGAAAACUCGGCCAAGGCUUGUCAAUGCGGUAGCGACUGCGCUUGUGCCAAACAAGAACAAGAAGCCAAGGAUGGCUGUUGCGGCAACUGCGAUUAA